Messenger RNA from Syngnathus typhle (broad-nosed pipefish), 4984 nucleotides. RefSeq names its product mannosidase, alpha, class 1A, member 2 (gene man1a2). Gene Ontology annotation, molecular function: mannosyl-oligosaccharide 1,2-alpha-mannosidase activity; calcium ion binding. Gene Ontology annotation, cellular component: extracellular exosome; endoplasmic reticulum; Golgi membrane. The transcript is spliced from 14 exons. The record is from RefSeq and is a predicted model, not a curated record. NCBI's taxonomy places the organism in Eukaryota, Metazoa, Chordata, Actinopteri, Syngnathiformes, Syngnathidae. Gene Ontology annotation, biological process: carbohydrate metabolic process; N-glycan processing. The coding region runs from base 659 to 2605 and encodes 648 amino acids.
UUCCCUCAUCCGACUUGGCUGAGACAGCUCGGCACAUCGGUUUGCUGCUCAGCCCCGAUAGAGCGGCCAGACAGUGACUUUCUCCCCCUUUUCGGAGCGUGGCUGGGCGUUUUUUUUUUUUGUUAAGGGGGGGUAUCUGUUUUCCUUUAACCAAAGCAAGAACCGUUUAAGGGCGUCAUGACGGCACCCGGUAUGUCACCGGCCUUGUCCGAUAGGCCUGGGAAUCAGAAGGCACGUCGGAUUUUACCCGAGAAUAUGAGAGCAAUGGUGAUACGGCACGAGAGCGUCUAAAGACCUCCUCUGUGGGCUGCUAAUAGGCACACUAGCAUUAGCAGCCUAGGAACGGAGCUAACGGAACCAGCCCAUCGUUCUCUGAUCGUUCGGCGUAGGACAUCGCCGCCUCCAACACUGCGAGCAAUGAUGUCAGCACGCUAAACAAUGGUGAUGACGCUUUACCUGCUCCCAAGUCAGUCGUUCACUGAGGGACCAUUUCCUCUUUUGGCGUUUGGACUUGGCAGCCCGGGCAUGAAAUAAUAAAGUCAAGCAGCUGCAACAAACGACACCUGCGGCGCUUGUGAGGCUGCCGCACCUCUUCCUCCCGGCCCGUACUCUUUCCCCGUCCGUCCUGCUCCUUUAUAGUCCUCCAGCAGCCCUCGACAUGACCACGCCAGCGCUUUUACCGCUCUCGGGGCGCCGUAUACCCACACUGUCGCCGGGUGCCUCUUCCUUUCCGCACCACCGCGCUACCUUGAGAAUCUCGGAGAAGUUCAUCCUGCUGCUCAUCCUCAGUGCCUUCAUCACUCUCUGCUUCGGCGCUUUCUUCUUCUUGCCUGACAACUCCAAGCACAAGCGCUUUGACCUGGGCUUGGAGGACGUACUCAUCCCACACAUUAACUCGCCCAAGGAGGGAAAACAUGUUUCUGGACAGGUGAUCAUACACAGUCAGGGAGGACAUGAUGAGCACCGACACAGGGAGGACAAAGAGAGCCUUCGCGAUAAGAUUCGUGCCGACCACGAGCGGGCCCUGCAGGAGGCCAAAGAAAAGCUGCGGAAGUCGCAUGAGGAGCUAAAGGCUGAAAUCCAGACUGAGAAGAACAAGGUGUUGGAAGAGCUGAAGAAAAAGGAGAAAGGGCCAAAGCCCUUGCCACCCGUGCCCAUGCCCAAGGUGGUGGGCGUUGGCGACGGCGAGCCUCUCGAACCCGAGGUCAAGGAGAAACGGAACAAGAUCCGGGAGAUGAUGAAGCAUGCAUGGGACAGCUACCGUCAAUACGGCUGGGGUCACAACGAGCUCAAGCCACUCGCCAAGAAAGGACAUUCUACAAAUAUAUUUGGUAAUUCUCAGCUUGGAGCAUCCAUCGUGGACGCCUUGGACACGCUGUACAUCAUGGGCCUGCAUGAAGAGUUCAAAGAUGGGCAGGGGUGGAUUGAUCAGAAUCUGGACUUCAGUGUGAAUGUUGAGGUGUCUGUGUUUGAGGUCAACAUCCGCUUCAUCGGAGGCUUGCUGGCAGCUUACUACCUCUCUGGACAAGAGAUGUUCAAGUUAAAGGCAGUGCAGCUUGCUGAGAAGCUUCUCCCUGCUUUCAACACCCCCACAGGAAUCCCUUGGGCCAUGGUCAAUCUGAAGAGUGGUGUUGGACGGAAUUGGGGUUGGGCGUCGGCCGGCAGCAGUAUCCUUGCAGAGUUUGGAACGCUGCACAUGGAGUUUGUUCACCUCACAUACCUGACAGGAAACCCUGCCUACUACCAGAAGGUAAUGCACAUCCGAAAAUUGCUAGCCAAAAUGGAUCGACCGAAAGGGCUCUACCCAAACUACCUGAACCCUCGUACAGGUCGCUGGGGCCAACACCACACUUCAGUUGGUGGUCUGGGGGAUAGCUUUUAUGAAUACCUGCUAAAGGCAUGGCUCAUGUCAGACAAAACGGACACAGAAGCACGCAAGACGUACGAUGACGCCAUUGAGGCAAUCGAGCGCCAUCUGAUCCGCAAGUCCAAUGGUGGCCUGACAUUCAUUGGUGAGUGGAAAAACGGCCACCUGGAGAGGAAGAUGGGCCACCUGGCAUGCUUUGCCGGCGGCAUGUUCGCGCUGGGCGCAGACGGCUCACCCGACGACAAGGCUGGCCACUGGCUGCAGCUUGGCGCAGAGAUCGCACACACCUGCCACGAGUCAUACGAUAGGACAGUGGUGAAGCUGGGCCCUGAAGCGUUCAAAUUUGAUAGUGGGCUGGAGGCGGUUGCUGUGCGGCAGAACGAAAAGUACUACAUCCUACGUCCCGAAGUCAUCGAAACUUACUGGUACAUGUGGCGGUUCACCCACGACCCCAAGUACCGCCAGUGGGGCUGGGAAGCAGCACAGGCCAUCGACAAGUACUGCAGGGUGAGCGGAGGCUUUUCAGGCGUGAAGGACGUCUACUCUUCGAACCCGACAUACGACGACGUGCAGCAGAGUUUCUUUCUGGCCGAGACACUCAAGUAUCUCUACCUGCUGUUCUCUAGCGACGACUUAAUGCCACUGGAAAGUUGGGUCUUCAAUACGGAGGCCCAUCCGCUUCCUGUGCUCCACCUGGGCAACAUCACCCUGCCGGGCAGCGAGCCAGCCCAACACUAAACGCCCCCGUCCGCCAACAAACACCGAACUGAUUUUAAUCAGGUUCUUCAGAUGUGGACCAUAUCGGAGCUUGAGAACUCCCUAAAAACUCUGGUACCCCAGAGUGGACCAUUUAAUUUUUGUUUCAAUGUUUGGUGUUUGUUUGACCAAACUCUUUAUCUUUCUCUCUUUAUUGGGGACACACCAGUUGAAUCAAAACUUUAGUUUCAUGCCACAAUUUUGGCGGCCGUCUUUUUGGACAGGUGUGGAUCCUUCAGAGCGGGCAACAGAGCAACAGUUUGACUGGCCUCAUCAUCGGUCCUGCGAAAAAUAUCACCGCCUACUCAGAACAGAAAGGAAAAAAAAAAACUGCUGCUACGCUAUGAUUGGAUGCUGCUUUUUGUCUUACCUUUCCCACUCUUUUUUUUUUUUAAUGUCCUUUUUUCCAUCUUUUGUGUGCUUCAUCUGUUUCAACUUCAUGAUGAGGAUGAGCGGAAUCAGUCACUCAAUCGUCUGACUCUUUGGCCGCUUGCUGCCUUCAUUCAUCAUUCAAAUGCUUCAUCACCUCCUGCCUUUUUAUCCGUAAACUAUAUGCCAUCAUCAGCAUUCUGAAAUGAAGUAAAUCUAAUUUGAGGUCCUGUGGUCUGCUUUUCCAUCUUUUCCUGACUGUUGUGUUGAAUCUUAAAGUUGGCUUGUUCGUGGGUUUACAGUAUAUUCAUCGGUCCUGACUUUCUCACAUAGAAUUCUUCUUUUGCGCCAGGAUGGUUAAUUGCAUUUACGAUGUAGUUUUCUUCCCCGAAUUUGUUAUAAUGAGCUCAAAAAUAUCUACUGUGAAAGCUGACAACUUUGGCCAAUCAGUUUUGUGAUAUCCAAUAUUUGGUUAUGGAUGGGUUAAACUACAGUUCGGAUUAUGGAUCGUUUUAAGCGUAGACGAAAAAACUUUCCAACGAGAUAAAUUUGUUGAAUUGUAAUAGUUUGGUAAUGAAUAAACAAACUUAAAAUGAUGGCAUUAUCAUAGUUAAGUGAAAUUUGUCAAGAGAUUUUAAAAUCACUCUCUUAAGUGACUUAGUAGUUGCUUUGGCAAAACAUUGAAUACAAAUCUGAAGAUUGAUCAGAAUUUAGCACGGCAACAAUUUAUGGACCACUAAUCAUUAUAUAAAAUAAAUUAUAAUGUUAAAUUGUCCAAAUUCACAUAAUUUAGCCUCAAUAGUAAAUAUUUUGAUUACUGAUCAUCCUCCAUGAAUGUACACUUAUCUUUGUAUUAAGUCAAAAUAAGGUUUUUGCAAACUUAACGCUUCUACUUCGAAAGACAAUGAUCAAUAUUUUUGCCCAUCUUUUGACAUGUUAUGGACCAAAGCAGUGACUGAAUAUCAAAUUUGAGUAUUUUCUUCAGUCAAUUUAAACUGUCCUGUUUUUGAAUAUGUGGAUGGAAAUCAAAACUUGUUUUUUAUCUGAUUGAUCGAUAAUUGAUAACUAGUCACUGUUAAAACAAAUGUUAGUUGCAGCCCUAAUUGAGUUGCAAUCAAACUCAAAGAUAUUUGUAUGCAGAUAAAUCCUGAAUUGCGCAUAAUCCUGACAUUUUCUUCUUUGCUGUUUAAAAUAUUUUGACUGCUUAAGCCUUAUCGUCUGUCGUGACGCAAAUGUGCCAUUGCCAUGCUCUUUUACUUUCAGACAUUGUGAUAUUUUUUAUGGGGGGUGCUAAAAGUUUAGAACUGUGACGUGAAGCAGAUUAACAGAGGACUGAAAUGACUACGCCGGAUUUCAGAUUUUUUUUUUCUUUCUGAUGCAGUCUGAAUUGAGCCAUCGUUUGACUCUUUGUAAAAAAAAAAAAAAAAAAGACCAAAAAAAAAGACCAAAAAAAAAUAACUGCUACACAUUGUCGCUUUUCAAUGAAAAGCAUGUAUCCUUAGAUGUUCUGAAUUUUGUUGUUGUUUUUGUUUUUUUAUCCCAAAAAUGACAAAUGACCUUUCCUCGCGUAUCAGAUAAAGAGAGGGAUAAAAAUAUAUAUAUAUAAAUUCUGAGAAAUAUUUCUUUUCAAUAGACGGACGGCGAUGUCAUGCAAUAUUAGGGUCCUUGUUCGCAAAUGUAAACUUGAGGUAUUUUUUUUUGUUGUUGAUUGUUAAAUUAUUAUUAUUUAAAGUAAAACAAACUCCGGUAUCUCUUAAUUUGGAGGAAGUGCAUCAAUUUUGGCCAGAUAAUAUUGGGACGUAUUGAUUUUCAUUGUCACUUUCUUCCGCAUCAUCGCUUUCAGAAUCCCGUCAACCAUGUGGCUGCCGCUGGCCAGCCAAUGAGUGACUGUGUUCUCUAUUUGUAUUUUUACUUAACUACUAAGAAAAAGUAUGUGUAAAUAUGUUUAAAAGUCCGACACAUUCAAUAAAGUUGUUGCUACGAGUGACGGAA